This is a messenger RNA of Paramecium octaurelia, 216 nucleotides long. NCBI's taxonomy places the organism in Eukaryota, Ciliophora, Oligohymenophorea, Peniculida, Parameciidae. The record is from the annotation of a GenBank genome assembly.
AUGGGAUGUAUGUCCACAAAACCACAAAGAACUUCUUUGAUAAUUAUCAUUGACAGUCCCCCACCUAGUUUGCCUUCCUCUAUGCACAUCAUAGAUCUCCCAUCUAAUCAAGCCUUUUGUCCAGCUGGCAAACUCCAAUAGUUUGAAAAAUAAAAUUAAGCUUUAAUCCUUAGUUCCUAGCCAACAAAUGAGGGGAAGGAAUCUCAAGCACACUGA